Oenanthe melanoleuca is the source of this 3988-nucleotide messenger RNA. It is a transcript of the gene MAL, whose product is annotated as mal, T cell differentiation protein. The transcript has 3 exons. Bases 2603 to 3127 code for a protein of 174 amino acids. NCBI's taxonomy places the organism in Eukaryota, Metazoa, Chordata, Aves, Passeriformes, Muscicapidae. Gene Ontology annotation, molecular function: structural constituent of myelin sheath. The record is from RefSeq and is a predicted model, not a curated record. Gene Ontology annotation, cellular component: membrane. Gene Ontology annotation, biological process: myelination.
CCUGGGCGUGUGGGAGAGCAAACACCUUGUAACUUCUUUCCACACUGUAACCCCACUGAGCAGAAGGAGAUAAUAAUCUUUAUGGAUUUGGCCCUUAUGGUUAAGAGCAUUUGGUCUGAGGUCAUAAAAUGCAAAAUCUCCAUUUGAACCUUUCCCUGCUCUCCACCCUGCUCAUGAAACGUGCUCUUGUCACAAAAACUUGGGAGGCUUUUUUCGAAAUUCUGUGCACUUUGGUCCAGCAUUGAAAACUCUGGCUGGGUAUUGUAGGAUGGCAUUCAGAUUAUUUCCUGCUAAAAACUUCAGUUUUGUCAUCUGGCACCAAAUCCUUUGCUUUCACCCAGCUUGGUCCACGCUCCUGGGAUUAACAGCAUUCCCUUUGCUCUCCUGGUGAUAAAACAAUGUAGGAAGGAGGAUGUAGAGAAAGGCUUUGCCUCAGCUGCUCCAGUCGUGCUCUGCACACCCAAGAGCAAUGUCCAGGUUUCCUGCAGCUCCAUGGAGGAGGAUGUUAGUUCCUGUGGAGGUUUUGGCUGGGCAGACACUUGCCAGCCCCCUGUGCCACUGAGCUGUGCCAGCCCCGAUGCCGAGCCCCAGCGAGCUCAUUGCCCUUGAACUGCUGGUUUGUAAUCCCUGUCUCCAGGGGACUGGGCAGGGCAGCUCGCUGAAAUGAGCACGCUGUCCUUUGGCUUGAGAAAGGUCUGGAAAUGUGCAUCCUGAAGGCCCAGGAACCACCCAGGAAGGAGGAAUGCUGCACGACUGGAUUUCUCCAUCUCCAGGAAGACUCUGGGCUGUGCAGCUGUGUGACCUCUGCUGUGUACAAAGGAGGUGGCUGCCUUGAAUCACAGAGUUUCUCAUUCCUUAGUGGAAUCUCAGCAUGCCUACCAAGAUGGUAACAAAAGAAAACAAAAUUGGCAUUUUAAAUGCUAAGAUGGUUGUGAAAUUUUCAGAAGAUCCUACCUGCAGUUCAGAUGCAGUUCAUAUUUGCAUGGGCUGAUUAAGAGCUGCCAUUUUAAAUCUGUGAGGCACAGUUUAAUUCUUGUAAUCUAUUUAAUUUGAAGAACUUUCUGCACAUAUGGAUAGCCAGACCUAUGUGGAAAAGCUGAACCCAGCUGAAAGCAGAUGUGUUUGCUUUGUAAAAGCCAUUUAAAGGAUAUUUUUUUUUCUUAGACUGCUGUCCACAUCCUGCUGUGAGUUAUUGAAAGCCUCUCAAUCCUUCAUUCCUUUUUAUGAGUUUUCACCAUAAAACCAAAGUCAAUAAUCAAAACAUGUCAAACAGACUUUUCUGAGUGAAUAACUAUAGCUUGCAGGAAGGAGAGAUUGUGAGUGGUGGGAAGUGAGCUGUGGUACAUCUUUCCCCAACCUCUUAUCUCACCAUAAUUUGUGCUUGACUUUAAUAGAGCACCCAUGACAUUUCUCCCCAGGAUUUUUAGCUGCAACACAUUCAUUUUGUCAGCAUAUGGGUGAUUAAAAGGACUAGAUUAGUGUUCAAGUGUCAGCCCUUGGUUCUUACAAGAGGGACCAGGACAGCAGCACUUUGGAAGUCCCAUUUUCUCUCAGGUCUUUGCCACACCUCAACCACAUAAUUGAUGUAAUGUGUCAAUUUGCACCAACAACUGUGGGGUGACACAAAUGAUGUAAGAUUUUCUGAGUUAUCAUAAAUCAGAAACUUUCUUUUCACUUGCAAAAUGCCUGGAAGGAAAUGGAAAUGCCAUGGAAAUGGAAAUGAGUAGGAGCUGGCACUUGGAUGCUGGCUGGGCUACACUGGCCAUGCAAGGGUCAGAAUGACCUUAGGGUCAGCAAGGCUCUCCUACCUCUGGACAUUUGCCUGAAUCCCAGACUGGCCAGUGGUGAGGGAUAGGUCCCCAAAACAGCACUGGUCCACACAUUGUGGGUUCAGCUGUGCAGCUCCUUGUCACAGGAUGCUGCCCAGACUAAACUUUGCACGGGUCCAAGAAAAAACUGGGCAGAUGUGUGGCACAGAAAAGCUACUGAGAGCAUUGCAGUGCAAAGGCACCACUUGCACUCCAGACUUGCACAACACUGAGCAGCAUGCUCCCAUCCCCUUGUGCAGGAGUCUGCUGGUAAAGGGAUGGAGCCUAGACAUACCUGUCCCUGUGCACCACCAGAAAACCCAUGGCAAACUCCCAAGGCUGGCUGAGAAGGUCCCACCUGCUCCCACACCAGCAGCUGGGACCAGGCACAGCUCUGGUACAGACAAUGAAGGAUCCCAAAGAGCUGGAGCAGCAAUACAAGCUUCCUUUCCCAAGCAGGAGCUGGGAGCCUCAGGCUCAUUCCCCUACCCAGAGUCAAACCUCAGCCUGUUCUCCCCCUUCAGGGUGGUACUGGCAGGUGGCCUUGCUGAGGGCAGGUGUCUGUGCUGUUUGUGCAGGUGGGCUGGCUUUGACACUGCUCCUGGCAGGGAUCUGACACGCUGGGUGAGGAGCAAACACACCUCUCCUCAAUCAGCCUCUGCUCUUUGCAGCCAGUCCUCAGGAGAGCCUGAAUCAGCCUCCUGAGCACACUGGUGUGGGAAGGGUGUGAAUGGCACUGGCACCAGGAGGCAGGGCAACAGUGAGGAAUUUUUUUGGGUCAGAAUCAGUGGCAGAUGCUCCCAGCUGAACACCCAGUUUCAAGUGGAGGCUGGGAAGAAAUCAUGGGCUGUUGCCAUGUGCAGUGCCAGAGGCACGCAUGGCUUUUGGCUCUGCUCUGGACAAGUCCUUUUAUCCCACGCUCACCCUGCCCCCCUCUGAUCUUGCAGAUCUUUGGGGGCCUUGUGUGGAUCCUGGUGGCAUCCUCGAGGAUCCCAGACUCCAUGCUGCAGGGCUGGGUGAUGUUUGUCUCCGUGUUCUGCUUUGUCAUGUCCAUCUGCCUCCUGUGUCUCUACUUCUGCGGGGCCCACGGCGGCGGCGGCAGCUGCUGGGUCACCUUGGAUGUCAUCUGCCAGGAGACAGCAGCGCUGUUCUACCUCAGCGCUGCGGUGCUGGAAGCCUACCUGACCUACGCGCUCGGCCUCUUCCCUCCUGGGCAGGUGUACAGGGAGAACAUUGCUGCUGUGGUGUUUGCUUUUGCGGCCACCCUGGUUUAUGUGAUCCACAAGGUGUUCUCGCUCCUGCGGUGGAAAUCGUCCUGAGAGCCUGAGCCACCCCAGGAACAACGACUGCCGUCUCCAGGCUGGGUUUGGGUUUCAUUUCCUGAUGUAUAGUGUGUAAACAAGCAGCUUUUUAUGUGGGAUCUUGGUGAUGAAGACAAGGAGCCUGCCACAGAAAGGAAUAUCCUGGUACAAUCUGUUUCUUUUCAAUAUCUUACAGGCUGGGCACAGUUUGAUGGUGGGGCCAAAAAAAACAAAACAAACCAAAAAGACAAAAAAAACCAAAACAAAACAAAACAAAAAAACGCACAAAAAAACAAACCAGAACAAAGCAACAAAAACCAAAAAAACCCCACCCAGCUUUAAAAUAAUAUAGUUGGGUUCAAAGGGCUAAAAUAUCCCUGGACUGCACCUUUAUGCAUCCAGGGUUGUUACUGGUAUCCAGGAGGAAAAUGAACAACAAGCACCAAGCAGCACAAGUGUGAAAUAGUCAUUUUAAUUGCUGUGUGCCCAUUUAAGAAACUGUAAUUUUAAUUCCUGUGUGCCCAUUUAAGUUUGUUUCCCUGCCUAUAACCACUGCACAAAUUAAUAUUUUCAUGCAGUUUCUGAAAGUGCCUUCUUUGACUUGCAAUGAGCAAUGGGGACAGUAUUUAACUCUGCUCAGGAGCAAUGUGGAUCAUUGCAGCUCCUGAAGGUGCUGCUGAAUUCUGAGGCACGCCAGGAAUUGCCUUUGAUCCCCCUGCAAAGCACAACCUGGAAGGGGCCCAGCAGGCUGUGGGAGAAUUCUCUGGGUGAUCAGAAUAAAAUCCUCAAUAAGCAGAGGCAAUCAACUCCUGCUUUUGGUGAAUGGCUGCUCUCUCAUACACUGCCACGGUGUCACUAAUAAAGAUGGGUUUGCUGUGA